AUGUUUUUUCUGCUGCUUGCUCUAGUACAUGAAAUAUCGGGUAAUCAAGAAUUGGUCAGUCUUUUUCCUGACGAUUACGAAGAUUACCAGGAUAAUAGGGCGAUGGGAAGAGACAAUCUACUUGCAAGAACAUCGUAUACAUAUUUGCAGCAAGAUCUUAACCUCUCUACCGAUCACUUUCGCAAAAUCGUUUUCACUGAUUUCUCGGAGUGCAUUGUUAUUAAUGAAGAUGAAGCGAUUAAAUACCGAUACCACUGCAACGAAGGCGUCUUCACUGUGGAAGUAGCUGCAUGCACACAACUGCAAAAUAAAUGGGUCAUCCGAUUCGACGCCUUGGAUCGUUUAGGUGGCUGUAUUAACGUUAUUGAGCAUAACGAGCACAAGAGUAUCGUAACUCAGGUUGGCAAAUGUGGAACAAAAUACCGCAAAGAAAACGGCUGGAUAUUCAUCACGAAUCAGCUGCAUAUUUUUCGAUCGGUUGAUGAUCAAGCGCAGGAUCACAACGGUUACAAUUUGACAUGCGCGUACGAAGAGAUUUUAGAAUUCGAAUACGACCUUAGCGGAGUUAAUGAGGAAGGCUCAUUCAACGAUGUUACUGUCAACUUUUUCGAAUCCUCGAAUUUUCUGAAUCCACUCCCAUCUUUGAACUUCGAAAUAGGCGAGGAAGUAUUCUUCUCCUUCACCUGGAAUGAAAAUAAUAAUCUUCUCAACUACGCAAUCAGUCGAUGUGCCUUGAAAGACAAGAAGCUAAAGAAAAAUUUUCCCUUUCUUGAAGGGGGUUGCGUUAACUCGCUCGUCGGAGCUAAUCGCUACAAUGACUAUCUUCUGUCUACUUCUGAGCAGCAGCGCUUCAGUUUCGUCGCCUUUACGUUCCCCGACAGUGACAACCAACUCACUCUAGCGUGUCAGAUAAAUUACUGCUUGAAAACGGAGGAGACGUGUGGAAUCGGUCCACGAACAUGCAAUACUGGAUAUCUCAUUCCAUGA
This is a messenger RNA of Oikopleura dioica, 987 nucleotides long. The record is from the annotation of a GenBank genome assembly. Lineage: Eukaryota; Metazoa; Chordata; Appendicularia; Copelata; Oikopleuridae.